Messenger RNA from Lasiosphaeria miniovina, 989 nucleotides. RefSeq lists its product as uncharacterized. Lineage: Eukaryota; Fungi; Ascomycota; Sordariomycetes; Sordariales; Lasiosphaeriaceae. The transcript is spliced from 4 exons. Gene Ontology annotation, cellular component: membrane. The coding region runs from base 323 to 790 and encodes 155 amino acids. The record is from RefSeq and is a predicted model, not a curated record.
CAUGCCGUGUGGAUCCUCAUCAACGCUUCCCGCUCGCGGAUAUGUACCUCAUUUCCCAGCUAGGUAUACGAUGUACGGAUACGGGCCUUAUGAUCUAGAGCCACGAGUUUCUUAUCGCUGCUGUGCGACUUAUUAGCUGAUUGGUAUUAGUACCAAGGCUAGCGCAUCAACGAAAAGUUGCACAUGCAUCCCCAUCGGCAUUUUUUUUUCUUCAAAAAAAGUGUCGAGAGUCUUCUUCAAAAUAACUCCCUGGCCCGCAAACUACCGUUCUCGAUACAAAACCACCAAGCGACGUAACCGGAAAACCCUAUCUGCUGCGAGCAUGGCAUCUCUUCUCGACCUCGGCUCGGCCAACUGGUCUUACUACUCGGUUCCUGCCGCUUUUGUCUUGGUUAUGAUUCCGCACACCUAUGCCAACUUUUCGGCCGGCAAGAACUAUGACCUGGCCAACCCCCGCAAGACCGAGGAGUACUGCGCCAAGGACACGACCAUGGACAAGGUGACACUCCGCCGCAUUUCGCGCGCCAGAGCGGCCGUGUCCAACGGCUUUGAGACGCUGGGUCUGUACGCGGCGGGCAUCGUGGCCGCCAACGCCUCGGGCGCCGUGCCCACGGCUACGCUCAACGCCCUGGCUCUGGGGUACCUCGUGUCGCGCGCUAUCUACAACUACAUCUACGUCUUCAUGCAGGACAACGCGCGCGCGGCGCCGCUGCGUAGCCUCGUCUGGCUCGCCGGGCUGGUCGUCAUCUUCUCCCUCUUCCUCAAGGCUGGCGGCGGCGUGGUGAACUGAUGCGUGUUCUCUUGUCCCAAUUUUUUUUUUAAAAAAAAUAAACUCUUGUUCGUGUUAUUUACUGUGUGAUGACGACGGGUAAACAAUAGACAAAAACAUGGAGGAUUUCAAGUAAAUAUGAACUGGUCACGGUCGUCGCGGACUUUACCACAAACCUAUACAUAGCUGUAUUUAUUUAUUAAUUUAUUUAUUAACUCUA